Lutzomyia longipalpis is the source of this 5226-nucleotide messenger RNA. RefSeq names its product protein Malvolio (gene Mvl). The coding region runs from base 220 to 1947 and encodes 575 amino acids. The transcript is spliced from 14 exons. Gene Ontology annotation, molecular function: iron ion transmembrane transporter activity; cadmium ion transmembrane transporter activity; manganese ion transmembrane transporter activity. NCBI's taxonomy places the organism in Eukaryota, Metazoa, Arthropoda, Insecta, Diptera, Psychodidae. Gene Ontology annotation, biological process: metal ion transport; manganese ion homeostasis; response to manganese ion. Gene Ontology annotation, cellular component: apical plasma membrane. The record is from RefSeq and is a predicted model, not a curated record.
ACGCGAAUAAAGGCCAAUAUAAAAGAGACAGAACUUUUCCCGUAAGCGUGAAAUUCAAUGAAUUUUCUCUCAUUUUUCAUGAUUUAGCAGUGGUGAGUGCACGUAAUUACAUGUGGCAGUGAUAAGGAAACUCCUGGACAGUGUUGUGCGCAAAAAUUGCCAAUCAGCUGGAAGUGAGAGAGCAAACAUUUUCUGGAUUACCUGCCACACAAAACAGCAAUGUCGGUCAAUCGAGGGUACGAGGAGGACAAUCAGAAGGAGGUGGAUAUCAUUGAGCCGAAGAGGAAUCAAGGAAACCACAGUGAUUCAGACCCUCCGGACGAGGGUACUCUCCUAUCCGGCAUUCAGACGUACUUCUCCGAUGAGAAAGUGCUCAUCCCACAAAUUGAGAAGGAUGGUUUCAGCUUCCGGAAAUUGUGGGCUUUCACGGGACCAGGAUUUCUCAUGUCAAUAGCAUAUCUAGAUCCAGGGAACAUUGAAUCGGAUUUGCAAAGCGGUGUUGUGGCUCAAUACAGAUUGCUGUGGGUUCUUCUAAGUGCCACGAUUUUAGGUUUAGUGAUGCAGCGGCUGUCGGCGAGGUUGGGUGUCGUCACGGGGCAUCAUUUGGCUGAAAUGUGCUACAGACAAUACAAGCGGGCGCCUAGGAUAGUACUCUGGCUCAUGGUGGAGACAGCAAUUAUUGGGAGUGAUAUUCAGGAGGUGAUAGGGACGGCUAUUGCCAUUUAUCUCUUGUCGAACAAAGUUGUUCCACUGUGGGCUGGAACUCUCAUCACAAUCCUGGAUACAUUUACAUUUCUCUUCCUCGACAAGUAUGGCCUGAGAAAAUUGGAAUUCCUCUUUGGGCUUCUAAUCUCCGUCAUGGCUUUUACAUUUGGGUACGAGUACGUGGUAUCAGCACCCCCACAAGAUGCUGUUAUGAAGGGAAUGUUUAUACCGUGGUGUGAAGGCUGUGACUCGCGGACGCUUCUUCAAGCUGUUGGAAUUGUUGGGGCUGUUAUCAUGCCACACAAUCUCUAUCUCCAUUCAGCACUAGUCAAGUCGAGGGAUGUUGAUAGGCGCAAAUCAUCAAAUGUCCGUGAAGCGAAUUUCUACUUUUUCAUCGAAGCCUCUAUUGCUCUGUUUGUCUCAUUCAUUAUCAACGUAUUUGUCGUGGCUGUUUUUGCACAUGGUCUCUAUGGGAAAACAAAUAACGAUGUGUUGGAAACGUGUCAAAAUUCAACGGUCUACAGUGACAUUGUGUCCGUCUUUCCGAGUGAUAAUGAACACGUGGAAGCAGAUCUGUACAAGGGUGGCCUGUUCCUGGGAUGUACCUUCGGUAUUGCCGCCAUGUACAUCUGGGCCGUGGGUAUUCUGGCUGCUGGUCAGAGUUCCACAAUGACGGGCACGUACGCGGGGCAGUUUGUAAUGGAGGGCUUCCUGAAUCUACAAUGGGCACGCUGGAAGCGAGUCUUGGUUACGCGAAUGAUUGCAAUUGUCCCAACAUUCUGUGUUGCCUUCUUCAGUCGCAUUGAGGACUUAACGGGGAUGAAUGAUAUCCUCAAUGCUGUGAUGGCGCUGCAAUUACCCUUCGCAACAAUUCCCACCAUUGCCUUUACAUCCAAUCCCAACAUUAUGGGGGAGUUUGUCAACGGAAUUGGCAACAAAAUCGUUUCAAUUCUGCUGAGUAUUCUAGUCAUUGCCAUCAAUAUAUUCUUCGUUAUCGAUCAAGUGAACCAUUCCAAUCUCCAUUCUGGCUGGAUGGUACUUAUUGUUUUAUUCGGGAUUGCAUAUAUCUGCUUCAAUAUCUACCUUGUUAUUCACAUGGCUGUUAAUAUGGGAAGUGAACGACUAGCAGAAAUGCCGUUCGUUCAAAAGUACGUGACCCACACGAGCAAUAAUUUGGGCUUUGGACCCCAUCGAAAUACAUAUGCAAGUACAACAGCAAUCAUAUCUGAUGGAAGAUAUUGAUCAUCCUUUGAUCAAAGAAUUAAUGAAAAUGUAGAAUCUUCUAUUUCUUCUUCUCCUUUUUUCUGAUUCUUCAUUUCUUUUAGUGGAACGAUGCCGGGGUGGGGUGGUUUUAAUUCUAAUUAGAAACGGAUAAAUAGAAUAGAAUAAGAAAGUUUGCGAAUUAGGAAUUUAAAAGAAAUUAGACAUACAACGAAUAAAGUUGGUAGGAAGAAAAAUCAAAGAAUUCUUUGACCAUUGACUAAUUGGGCAAAAUUUGCAACAACUUUUUUUUCCUUUAUUUUCUAUCAGGCCAUUCACUAUGUUUUGCAUUUCUCUGCUUUUUUUUCUACGUGUCUCACAUUGCGCAGAAAGAAGAUUUUUGCAAGCUUUUUGGCUUUUAUAUAAUUUGCAUACAUAUGCUGUCGUACAAUGCGAUUAAAUAAUCUCUCUUGUAUAUGCUAAAGUCCCCUUACUAACAAUUGGACCUUUUUUUCUUUCUUUUUCUCUCUCUUUUCAUACUAACUUCCCAUAAUGUUACCUACUACCACAACACAUGAAUCAACAUGCAAAAAUUUUUGAUCUUUUUUAACUAACAAUUUGGGUCAUUUGCACUUUCUGGGCGACACGCAACAAACAACAACAAAAAUCUCCAACAAUCAACAAUUUUUGGCACAUUUAACAACGCUCGCACUACAUUCUGUUUUGGAUCACAAAAUGCGUAAAACUUUUCAUUUGAAAAAAAAAAAAAACACCAACAAAUAACAUUUGAAUGCAUAAAAGUUUGCGUAGCUAUCCAUCGUAUGGUUUGAAUCAAAUUUACCACGCUGCGUGAUUUGUAAGUAUCUCAUUUUAGAAGAAAAGAGUUUGGACGAAGAAGUAAAAACAGAAACGUGUGUAGGGCAUUAUUUGUAACAAAAUAACUAAUAUUUGGGUUUGAUUGUCUUCCUUUUUUUCUCUCCUUUCAUUCACCGUAGAAUUGAAUCAUUUUUUGUUUGAUUUUUUUUUAAAACCUUUAAAAAGUAUUUUUCUUUUUGAUUUUUUCCUUCUAAUUCUCUCACACACCUUUUCUAUACCUGACUCUCUUUUAUGUCUCUUUUGUGGUUUUUUGUGUUUUACAUUUUUUAUUAACUCAACACUUAGGAAAAAAACAUAAAAAAUAAUUGUGUAAAUUUAUUUUAAAUCCCUCCCAGUAUAUUCUCCAUUUACGACAUUGGAAUGUAUCGAAGAACACAAAAUACUACGCAGCCAUCUCAUUGACAUGCGCAUCCGAAUGAGUCUUUUCUGUGUAAAUUAAUUUUUAGUGGUAACUACUAAACAAACAAAUCCAAUGAGCUUUCGUGGCUAAUCAGAGAUAAGCUCAUCCCUCAACAAUGUGCCUUUUCUCACAAAGAGAAAAUCAUUAUUUUAAUCUCAAUUUUAGUUAGGAAUUUAAUGAAAAAAAAAUUAAGAAUUUAUGUGUUGCAAAAGAAGUGUUUUAAAUCACAUGAGUUGGUGUUCAUUUUAUACUCAAAAAAAUGCAAAGAGUGAUUUACAGAUCCUUGCUGGAAAUAAUUCAAUUGAAAUUUGAAGUAAAUUAUACUUUGAACACUCUAUCUACUAAGGGGUGUGUGGAUGUCCAAAAAUAAUAUUUGACUUGAAUCGAAAAUAGAUAAAGAAGGUUUUUGUGAUUCUUAAAGUAUUUGGCCUUAAAUUGAAUUAUUAGUUUCAUUUUAACUUUUUAUUUUAUUAUGAAAACUCUAUUAAGACUUAGGAGAAACUCAGAUUUAUUAGAAAAUUUUAAAAAAAAUCCCGAUUUAUUCUAAAUUUCAAUGAAAUCCAAGAAAUAUAUAUAUUUUUUAAUAUUUCUUUUGUUGUUGAAAAUUAAAUUUUUGAAUCUGUUAAAAAUUCUUUUUGCAAAUGACCUUAACUGUAUUAAGCUUUAACCUCUGUUAUUGACCUUUUCCGUUGUUUUAAAUAAAAAAAGAUUUCUCUAAGGACUGUUAAGAUGAUUUAAUAAUAUAAUUUAAAUAUUAUUUUAUUAUUUUAUAAAUAAAAAUCAGUCUCAAAAACUUGAUUGGAAACUAGAAAUUCUAUUCUUAAAUCGAUUAAAUUCAUUCGUUUUCAUAUUUUAAAUCCCUUUGGUCAAGAUUCUAAAAAUAUAAUCUUCAAAAUUCAAUUUCUUUAUUCAUCGGAAGGAUCUGUAUAGUGAUUAAAAGUGAGCUUGUUUUCUCAGUUUUAUAGGAUUGUAUUAAAUUGUUAUUAAUGUGUUGUUAAAAGGAAUUUUGCAGUGUUGUGUUUUUAAUUAAUAAUUUUUUUAAGAAGUAAAAUUAAUAAGAAAAGUUGGAAGUUUUAUUAAAUUGAUCAUUGCCUUGUCUGAAAAAAUUAGAGCCUCUUGAUUUUCUAUAUUAAUCACUAAUAUUAGAAACUAUUACUUGCCUAAUGCAAAAUUCUUGUGAUAAUUUCCUAAUUAAGCCAGGGAUAGACAGCACUGCAAAAUUAAUUAAUAAAACUUAAGAGAAAAUUCUAAUAAUUGACUUUUAACAUUGCAAUGAAUUCUAAAAAAGGUUUUCUGUUUUUAUUCAAAAUUAAAAGGAAAACAUUUCAUUAAAUAUUUUUUAUGCAUGAUUAGCUCCUCAAGAAGCUUUUACACACACAUAGGUACCUACAUAAAUAACUCUUUAUUCAGAAUAAAAUACAAAUCAUGGAAAAUUUAACCACAAAUGAGACAGAAAAUAACAUUUAAAUUGGAAAAUAAAAGAGAAACAUUUCGCCAAUUAUCUGAAGAAUCACUUUCUCCAUUCACGUAAUAUUAUAUAAAUUUUCUUCGCAUCUAAUUCGGGCAUUUUUGCGGGUAAAUUUGUUCGGAGGGAAAAGAAAGGCUGACAAGAAGACAAAAAGAGGAAAGGAAAAACACAGAAAGAGAUAUUUUUAGAGUAUAUAAUAAUGGAAAAAAUUAAGCGUAAAAAUUACUUAAACAACACGUUUUUUUCUACCAAAUGAGAGAGAAAAAAUAGGAAGACAAAAUGUGAGGAAAAAUGCCAAAAUUUUGUACAAAAAAAGAAAAACAGAAAAUUGUGCGACCAGAAAGUUCAAGAUGCAUUUUAUUUAGCUAAAUUUUUAAUUAUUUUUUCUUAUUUUUUUGUUGUUUUAUUGCAUUGAGGAAUUAUUAAUAUAAUUUUUGUUGUAAAUAAAUCGUGUAAAUAUCUACUAUAUUAGUAUAGAGAGAUUAGCUCUCAUUUAUUAUUAUAUACACUCUGUACAUUUUUAGGGAGACACAAGAGAAAAAAAAAAUACAUAAAAAACCAUUUAUACGAUGAAGAA